CGGCGGAGAACCUCCCUCGAUGCCACCACUGGGCAUUGGCAGCUAGGCAAGACUAUAGGUGCGGGUAGUAUGGGGAAGGUCAAGAUCGCCCGCAAUGCGGAGACCGGCGAACAAGUGGCCAUCAAGAUUGUCCCUCGCCAAAGCACCGAGGGCGAACACCGCACAGAGGCCGAGCGACAACGCGCAGACCAGAGCAAAGAGACUCGCACGGCUCGAGAGGCGGCCAUUGUCACCCUGGUCGAUCAUCCUUACAUAUGUGGGAUGAGGGAUGUGGUGAGGACGCCUCACCAUUGGUACAUGCUCUUCGAAUACGUCAACGGCGGACAGAUGCUUGACUACAUCAUCUCGCACGGUCGGCUCAAAGAGAAACAAGCGCGCAAGUUUGGCCGACAGAUCGCUAGCGCCCUCGACUACUGCCAUCGCAACUCCAUUGUGCAUCGGGAUUUGAAGAUUGAAAACAUCCUCAUCAGCAAAACGGGCGACAUCAAGAUCAUCGACUUUGGCUUGUCAAACCUGUUCAGUCCACGCAAUUAUCUCAAGACCUUUUGCGGCAGCCUGUACUUUGCCGCCCCGGAACUGCUGCAGGCCAAGCAAUAUACUGGUCCGGAGGUGGACGUGUGGAGUUUUGGCAUUGUCUUAUACGUCCUCGUCUGCGGUAAAGUCCCUUUCGACGACCAAAGCAUGCCGCAGCUACACGCCAAGAUCAAGAAAGGACACGUCGAAUAUCCGCCCUGGCUGACACCCGAAUGCCGGAAUCUGAUCGCCCGAAUGCUGAUUACGAAUCCCGCGGAGCGAGCACCUCUGGCAGAAAUCAUGAAUCACCCGUGGAUGACGAAGGGUUUUAAUGGCCCACCAGAUAACUAUCUCCCCGCCCGAAAGCCCUUGCAUCUACCACUCGAUCCCCUGGUGAUUGACAAGAUGACGGGCUUCGACUUCGGCUCGCCGGAUAUUAUCACGUCCCAUCUCACCAAGACGCUUGAGUCGGAAGACUACCAGCGCACGGUCAGGCAGGCGGAAAAGAGGACUGCCGCGCAACAACCGAAUGAGUCGGAGCGCAAGCGUGGCGUCUUUGACUUUUACAAACGACGGAAUUCCAUCAGUAGUCGCGACACGCUCAACACUCCUUCGACGGAGGCUAUUGGGCUUGGGAGAGAUCCGAUCAAUGCGUACGACCCACUCAUAUCGGUCUACUUUCUCGCGCAAGAAAAGCUGGAGCGAGAAGCGCGAGAGACGAAUCCCGGUGCGUUGUCGAUGCCACACGAUCCUCACGAGAAGCCGAUCCCCGUCCCGAGUAUGCCGUCUGCCCCCGAGGCAGCAUACACCAACAGUCACACGGCGGAGAUGGCCGGAGAAGGCCCAACUGGUGGCCGAUCGAGGCCCCGAGCUCGCACACACGGAGAGGAUGAGAUCUCGGACGGCCUACAGAAUCUAAAUGUAAAUAAUGCGCCAAAUCCGACCAUUGUGGAGCCAUCUGAGCCGCAGCAGCAGCGGAAGGAGAGAGCUGGAGCUGGACUGUUGCGACGAUUGAGUACGAGGAGGAAUAAGGAGUCGGCCGAGCGGGAGAAGGAGAAGGUUGAGCGAUCAAAUCCCCCGCCUUCCACUCUUGCAACUUACGGCUCUUCGGACGGCCCUGGGCGGAGCAUCAGUGUGCGCAGAACGAGAGAGAAAGAUGGCGAGAGCGACCGAAGUGCCGAUCGUCCCGACAGCGGACAAGGCGGCCGCGGAGUGGAGUCGACUCCUACCGAAACGCCUGCUGAUGGUGGUGCUCGCGAGAAGCCCGGCCGGCGCUCGUACGGCCUGGGACGCUCGAUCAGCGUCAACUCCAGCGACGUCCGCAAACGGCUCAUGAGGCGGGGGGUAUCCGAGGGUUCGUCGAUGCGGCCGCCCAUGGGUACCGCGAGUACACAGGACCAGCGACAGAGCUCGGAUCAGAACGGAAUAAUCGACGGGGCAGCCUCCGACGCCGAGCCCUCCACACGACCUCAAGUAGGAAUGGCAAGCCGCGCCCGCUCAAUGGGCCACGCGCGAAAAGAAAGCAUGCAAGCACGCCGAAUGCGCCGAGACGGAGCACGCACAGCAGACGUGCCAGAAGAAACGGACGCGGAAAUGCAAGACGAACUCGAAGGCACUGGCACUGUGGGCGCCGGCAGCCCGAACGGCAUGAAACCCGUGUACCUCAAGGGCCUGUUCAGUGUGUCCACCACGUCCAGCAGACCCCUGCCCGUCAUCCGCGCCGACAUCAUCCGCGUGCUGCAGCAGCUCGGCGUCGAGUACCGCGAGAUCAAAGGCGGCUUCAGCUGCAAGCACGCGCCGAGCAUCAUGCCGAAUGCUGCUACACAAAGCGGCAGCGCAGCAGCAGCAGCACCAGACGACAGCGGCGUCGUCUCACCCCCCAGCAACCCCACGCACCAACGCAAAGUGUCUUUCGGCCGGCUCGGCGCCUCCUCCACCAAACAACAACCCCCCCGCACAACCUCCUACAACACCACCUCGGGCGCCGUCUCCGAAGACUCCGAACUCGACGACGAAGCCAUCGCCCCCACAACAACCAACACCUCCUCCUCCGUCGCCCCUUCGGCCUCCACGGCCACCACCCGCCACGCGCCGGGCGAAACGACGACGCACGUGCGCGACGACAUGGGCGCGUCGAUGGCGCUCAAGUUUGAAAUCUUCCUCGUCAAGGUGCCGUUGUUGAGCUUGCAUGGGAUCCAGUUUAAGAAGGUCGACGGCGGGACGUGGCAGUAUAAGAAUAUGGCGCAGAUGAUUUUGGGGGAGUUGAGGCUGUGA
Messenger RNA from Neohortaea acidophila, 2787 nucleotides. RefSeq lists its product as uncharacterized. Gene Ontology annotation, molecular function: protein serine/threonine kinase activity; ATP binding; tau-protein kinase activity. Lineage: Eukaryota; Fungi; Ascomycota; Dothideomycetes; Mycosphaerellales; Teratosphaeriaceae. Gene Ontology annotation, cellular component: cytoplasm. The transcript has a single exon. The record is from RefSeq and is a predicted model, not a curated record. The annotation marks the transcript as partial. Gene Ontology annotation, biological process: intracellular signal transduction; microtubule cytoskeleton organization; protein phosphorylation.